Molecule: messenger RNA, 12389 nt
Organism: Salvelinus fontinalis (brook trout)
Lineage: Eukaryota; Metazoa; Chordata; Actinopteri; Salmoniformes; Salmonidae
Product: sodium-dependent neutral amino acid transporter SLC6A17-like
Exons: 12
Coding region: 464-2671 (735 amino acids)
Biological process (GO): proline transport; sodium ion transmembrane transport; glycine transport
Cellular component (GO): plasma membrane; synaptic vesicle
Source: RefSeq, a predicted model, not a curated record
AGUUGUCCCACCAACAUCAGCCACGUGGAAUAAACCUGCAUUGUCUAUAUUAUCACUGAUAAUAUAGACAAUAUCAUUGUUGGAUUGAUGAAGUAAUACAAUAAAUGGUCGUUUAAUGUGUGUAAAAGUGACCGUUAUUAGCCGCUAAACUUGCCAAAGAGAACCGUUGGGUGUCUGUUUGCGUCAGACUUUACGCGCCUCACCGCAUGUCAAUUUCCAUCAAGGAGCUCUCGGUGAUCUCGCAUCUCAGUGCGCGCAGAGGAGAGAUGGGUGAAUAUAUGCCUUACUGAACGUGGGGAUUUUUUAAAAACUGUUUUUGAAUAUAGACUGUUGUUCAACUUCGAAUAAGAUUCUGGACAAAGCAAAGCGUAUCCCAACCGUCUCCUUCUUCACAUCUCUGUGGAUUCGACCCUCUGAACAUCUCUGACCCUAGCCGUCAGACUCCUACCACCCAACCGUCACCAUGCUUAAGAACAGCAAGGUGACCCUGGGACUCCCUCACAGUGAUCCAGUCACUGAGUCAGUGGCGGACCUCCUGACCCUGGCUGAGCCCCUGGACUAUAAGAGCAGCCGGAUGAGUAUGGGUCUCAGCCCCGGGGCCCAGCCGGCCAUGGGCAAGGGCCUGCUACCUUCUCCAGGGGACGAGGAGGGGAGGCCGGCCUGGAACAGCAAGCUGCAGUAUAUCCUGGCCCAGGUUGGCUUUUCUGUAGGCCUGGGCAACGUCUGGAGGUUCCCUUACCUGUGUCAGAAGAAUGGAGGAGGUGCGUACCUGGUCCCUUACUUUAUCCUCCUCAUUCUCAUUGGUAUCCCUCUGUUCUUUCUGGAGCUGGCGGUGGGCCAGAGGAUCCGGCGUGGGAGCAUUGGAGUGUGGAACUAUGUUUACCCUCAGCUAGGAGGCAUCGGUGUCUCCAGUCUAAUGGUGUGUGGCUUCGUGGGCCUGUACUACAACGUGAUUAUCGGCUGGAGUAUCUUCUACUUCUUCCAGUCCUUCCAGUACCCGCUGCCCUGGGCAGAGUGCCCCAUCAGGGUGGGCAACGGGAGCCAAGCCAUAAUCGAACCGGAGUGUGAAAAGUCUUCUGCCACCACCUACUUCUGGUACCGGCAGACCUUGAACAUCACCAGCACCAUCGAGGACAGCGGAGGCCUCAACUGGAAGAUGACCCUGUCCCUGUUCGCCGCCUGGCUCAUCGUCUGUCUGGCAGUCAUCAAGGGUAUUCAGUCAUCUGGGAAGGUGAUGUACUUCAGCUCUCUCUUCCCCUACGUGGUGUUGAUCUGUUUCCUCGUCAGAGGCCUGAUGCUCAAAGGAUCUGUUGACGGCAUCGCUCACAUGUUCACCCCAAAGUUGGAGAAGAUGCUGGAGCCCCAGGUUUGGAGGGAGGCAGCCACCCAGGUGUUCUUCGCUCUGGGCCUUGGGUUCGGAGGGGUCAUAGCCUUCUCCAGCUACAACAAGCGGGACAACAACUGUCACUUUGACGCAGCGCUGGUCUCUAUCAUCAACUUCAUCACCUCCAUCCUGGCUACGCUGGUGGUGUUCGCCGUGCUGGGGUUCAAGGCCAACAUCAUGAACGAGAAAUGUGUUGUGGAGAAUGCAGAGAAGAUCCUAGGUUACCUUAAGUCAGGUGUGUUGAGUCUUGAGCUGAUCCCUCCCCACGUCAACUUCUCUCACCUGUCAGCUGUGGACUAUCAGGAGAUGUAUGGAGUGAUCAAGACUGUCAGGGAGGACAGCUUCGAUCAGCUAGGACUGGACCCCUGUUUACUGGAGGACGAACUCAACAAGGCAGUGCAGGGUACAGGCCUGGCCUUCAUUGCCUUCACUGAGGCCAUGACUCACUUCCCUGCCUCUCCCUUCUGGUCUGUCAUGUUCUUCUUCAUGCUGAUUAACCUGGGGCUGGGGUCCAUGAUCGGCACCAUGACAGGGAUCACCACACCUGUACUGGACGCCUUCCCCAAGAUACGCAAGGAGUUCCUCUGUGUUGGUUGUUGCAUUGUGGCGUUCUUCUGCGGCCUGCUGUUCGUCCAGCGCUCAGGGAACUACUUUGUGACCAUGUUUGAUGACUACUCAGCUGGCCUGCCUCUCACUGUGGUGGUUAUACUGGAGAAUAUAUCUGUGGCCUGGAUCUACGGCACCAAGAGGUUCAUGCAGGAUCUAGAGGACAUGUUGGGUUUCAGACCCUACUCUUUCUAUUUCUAUAUGUGGAAGUACGUGUCUCCUGCCUGUCUCAUCGUGCUCAUCAUUGCCACUGUGAUAGAGAUGGCCAUCAGUCCUGCAGGGUACAACGCCUGGGUGGAGGAACUGGCGUCUGAGAAGUUCCUCUCCUACCCUCCGUGGGCUCUGGGAGUGGCCUACUCCCUCAUCAUCGCUGCCAUGCUUCCUCUCCCCUGCGUCUUCAUCGCCCGCCACUUCAACCUGGUCUCUGACGGCUCCAACAAGCUGUCCGUCUCCUACCGUAAAGGCAUGACCAAGGACCUCUCUGGCCUAGAGGAGGAGAACGAGUCCCGCUUCAUCCUCAGUAAAGGCACCCCCAGCCCCAGCCCCUCGCCCAUGCCCUCUCACCGCCCCUACCUGGGGCCAGGCGGAGCCCAGGAGAUGACCAAUACGGCUGGAUAUGGUACCGGGACACCGACCAAGACGGGUUAUCAGAAUAUUAAUUCGCCAGAGUCCGAACUAUGAUUGAUCUGACUGACUGAAGCACAAGACACCCUAUCUAUCAAACACAACUCAACAAAACCCAUUCAUACAGAGAGAGAGAGAAAGAGAGAGAGAGAGAGAGAGACAGAGAGAGAGACAGAGGGAGAGAGAGAGAGAGAGAGAGCAGGGGAGGUUUCAGUGUAACCUACGAAAGAGAGAGAGAGAGAGAGAGGGCGAGAGAGAGAGAGAGAGACGAAGAGAGAGAGAGAGAGAGAGAGAGAGAGAGAGAGAGAGAGAGAGAGAGAGAGAGAGAGAGAGAGAGACAGAGGGAGAGAGAGAGAGAGAGAGCAGGGGAGGUUUCAGUGUAACCUACGAAAGAGAGAGAGAGAGAGAGAGAGAGAGAGAGAGAGAGAGAGACAGACAGACAGAGAGAGAGAGACAGAGGGAGAGAGAGAGAGAGAGAGAGACAGAGGGAGAGAGAGAGAGAGAGAGAGAGCAGGGGAGGUUUCAGUGUAACCUACGAAAGAGAGAGAGAGAGAGACAGAGAGAGAGAGACAGAGAGACAGAGAGAGAGAGAGAGACGAAGAGAGAGAGAGACAGAGAGAGAGAGACAGAGAGACAGAGAGACAGAGAGAGAGAGAGAGACAAAGAGAGAGAGAGAGAGAGAGAGAGAGAGAGAGAGAGAGAGAGAGAGAGAGAGAGAGAGAGAGAGACAGAGAGACAGAGAGAGAGAACACUGCGGGGGAGGUUUCAGUGUAACCUAACCCCCUCCACUUCAUUCCUCCAUUACAGAACAGCAUCUCUCCAUCCAUAAUAAUUAGGAUCUCUUCUUCUCCAGGUAAUGUGGUUAAGAGGUACGGUGUGUUGUGGUGUAACUGUGUUAAAGUCAAGGUGUCCUAGCCACUGCAAUACGACGGUCACACUGAUCAUAGUGUUUUUGUGCACGCUAGGUUUAUUUUGGGUGAUGGAAGGAGCUGUGUUAUCUCAGGAAGCUCUUAAAGUCUUUUCUUCAUUCCAUAAAAGAGGAUUAUAUCCCAUAGAGUAGAAGGGGAUUCAGACGAGCACAAGGCAUUUUCCACUUCACCACCAUCACUUUUUUCUCUCACUUUUAUCACAUGAAACAAUCUCUACAGACCCUCUUAGUGGAAAUCUGACCUGGGCUGCAUCCUAAAUGGAACCCUAUGGACUCUGGUCAAAAGUAGUGCACUAUAUAUAGGGAAAGGGGUCCAUAGGACUCUGACCAAAAGUAGUGCCCUUUGUAGGGAAUAGGGUGCCAUUUGGGACACGCACUCAGUAGUAAAUGAUUCUUCUACAGCAUCGUACCUUAACUCUUAAAACUGAGCUAUUGUACCCACCAAGUAAAAUGGAUCGCCUUCUAUCUUUCUGUUAUUUACAAUUUGUUGUGAGACCUAGAAACCAUGUAAACCUACAUGUUAGGAGAUGAAGGUUUAGUCUGAAGACGAAGGUUUCCUGUUCACCUAGCUGUACAGAACAGCCCCCUUUCUCUCCACUGUUCACCUAGCUGUAAAGAACAGCCCCCCUCUCUACUGUUCACCUAGCUGUAAAGAACAGCCCCCCUCUCUACUGUUCACCUAGCUGUAAAGAACAGCCCCCCCUCUCUCUACUGUUCACCUAGCUGCAAAGAACAGCCCCUCUCUCUACUGUUCACCUAGCUGUAAAGAACAGCCCCCCUCUCUACUGUUCACCUAGCUGUAAAGAACAGCCCCCCCCUCUCUCUACUGUUCACCUAGCUGUAAAGAACAGCCCCGCCUCUCUCUACUGUUCACCUAGCUGUAAAGAACAGCCCCCUUUCUCUCUGCUGUUCACCUACCUGUAAAGAACAGCCCCCUUUCUCUCUGCUGUUCACCUAGCUGUAAAGAACAGCCCCCUUUCUCUCCACUGUUCACCUAGCUGUAAAGAACAGCCCCCCCUCUCUCUACUGUUCACCUAGCUGUAAAGAACAGCCCCCUCUCUCUACUGUUCACCUAGCUGUAAAGAACAGCCCCCCCUCUCUCUACUGUUCACCUAGCUGUAAAGAGCAGCCCCACCCUCUCUCUGCUGUUCACCUAGCUGUAAAGAACAGCCCCCCUCUCAACUGUUCACCUAGCUGUAAAGAGCAGCCCCCCCUCUCUCUACUGUUCACCUAGCUGUAAAGAACAGCCCCCCCCUCUCUCUGCUGUUCACCUAGCUGUAAAGAACAGCCCCCCCUCUCUCUACUGUUCACCUAGCUGUAAAGAGCAGCCCCCCCUCUCUCUGCUGUUCACCUAGAUGUAAAGAACAGCCCCCCUCUCUCUGCUGUUCACCUAGAUGUAAAGAACAGCCCCCCUCUCUCUACUGUUCACCUAUCUGUAAAGAACAGCCCCUCCUCUCUCUACUGUUCACCUAGCUGUAAAGAACAGCCCCCCUCUCUCUCUGCUGUUCACCUAGCUGUAAAGAACAGCCCCCCUCUCUACUGUUCACCUAGCUGUAAAGAACAGCCCAACUCUCUCUACUGUUCACCUAGCUGUAAAGAACAGCCCCCCCCCCUCUACUGUUCACCUAGCUGUAAAGAACAGCCCACCCUCUCUCUCUACUGUUCACCUAGCUGUAAAGAAGAGCCCCCCCUCUCUCUGCUGUUCACCUAGCUGUAAAGAACAGCCCCCCCCCUCUCUACUGUUCACCUAGCUGUAAAGAACAGCCCCUCUCUCUACUGUUCACCUAGCUGUAAAGAACAGCCCCCCCUCUCUCUGCUGUUCACCUAGCUGUAAAGAACAGCCCCCCCCCCCUCUCUCUGCUGUUCACCUAGAUGUAAAGAACAGCCCCCUCUCUCUACUGUUCACCUAGCUGUAAAGAACAGCCCCCCUCUCUCUCUCUGCUGUUCACCUAGCUGUAAAGAACAGCCCCCCUCUCUCUACUGUUCACCUAGCUGUAAAGAACAGCCCACCUCUCUCUACAGUUCACCUAGCUGUAAAGAACAGCCCCCCCCCCUCUACUGUUCACCUAGCUGUAAAGAACAGCCCCCCCUCUCUCUCUACUGUUCACCUAGCUGUAAAGAACAGCCCCCCCUCUCUCUGCUGUUCACCUAGCUGUAAAGAACAGCCCCCCCCUCUCUACUGUUCACCUAGCUGUAAAGAACAGCCCCUCUCUCUACUGUUCACCUAGCUGUAAAGAACAGCCCCCCCUCUCUCUGCUGUUCACCUAGCUGUAAAGAACAGCCCCCCCCCUCUCUCUGCUGUUCACCUAGAUGUAAAGAACAGCCCCCUCUCUCUACUGUUCACCUAGCUGUAAAGAACAGCCCCCCUCUCUCUCUCUGCUGUUCACCUAGCUGUAAAGAACAGCCCCCCUCUCUCUACUGUUCACCUAGCUGUAAAGAACAGCCCCCCUCUCUACUGUUCACCUAGCUGUAAAGAACAGCCCCCCCUCUCUCUCUACUGUUCACCUAGCUGUAAAGAACAGCCCCCCCUCUCUCUGCUGUUCACCUAGCUGUAAAGAACAGCCCCCCCCUCUCUACUGUUCACCUAGCUGUAAAGAACAUCCCCCUCUCUCUCUGCUGUUCACCUAGCUGAAAAGAACAGCCCCCCCUCUCUACUGUUCACCUAGCUGUAAAGAACAGCCCCACUCUCUCUCUACUGUUCACCUAGCUGUAAAGAACAGCCCCCCUCUCUCUCUACUGUUCACCUAGCUGUAAAGAACAGCCCCCCCUCUCUCUGCUGUUCACCUAGCUGUAAAGAACAGCCCCCCUCUCUACUGUUCACCUAGCUGUAAAGAACAGCCCCCCUCUCUCUCUGCUGUUAACCUAGCUGUAAAGAACAGCCCCCCCUCUCUACUGUUCACCUAGCUGUAAAGAACAGCCCCACCUCUCUCUACUGUUCACCUAGCUGUAAAGAACAGCCCACCUCUCUCUACUGUUCACCUAGCUGUAAAGAACAGCCCCCCCUCUCUUUACUGUUCACCUAGCUGUAAAGAACAGCCCCCCCUCUCUCUGCUGUUCACCUAGCUGUAAAGAACCGCCCCCCUCUCUCUCUGCUGUUCACCUAGUUGUAAAGAACAGCCCACCUCUCUCUACUGUUCACCUAGCUGUAAAGAACAGCCCCCCCUCUCUUUACUGUUCACCUAGAUGUAAAGAACAGCCCCCCCUCUCUCUACUGUUGACCUAGCUAUAAAGAACAGCCCCCCUCUCUCUCUCUACUGUUCACCUAGAUGUAAAGAACAGCCCCCCCCCUCUCUCUACUGUUCACCUAGCUGUAAAGAACAGCCCCCCUCUCUAUCUGCUGUUCACCUAGCUGUAAAGAACAGCCCACCUCUCUCUACUGUUCACCUAGCUGUAAAGAACAGCCUCCCUCUCUCUCUGCUGUUCACCUAGCUGUAAAGAACAGCCCACCACUCUCUACUGUUCACCUAGCUGUAAAGAACAGCCCCCCUCUCUCUACUGUUCACCUAGCUGUAAAGAACAGCCCCCCCCUCUCUACUGUUCACCUAGCUGUAAAGAACAGCCCCCCUCUCUCUCUGCUGUUCACCUAGCUGUAAAGAACAGCCCACCUCUCUCUACUGUUCACCUAGCUGUAAAGAACAGCCCCCCUCUCUCUCUGCUGUUCACCUAGCUGUAAAGAACAGCCCCCCUCUCUCUCUACUGUUCACCUAGCUGUAAAGAACAGCCCCCCCCCCUCUCUCUGCUUUCACCUAGCUGUAAAGAGCAGCCCCCCCUCUCUCUACUGUUCACCUAGCUGUAAAGAACAGCCCCCCCCUCUCUACUGUUCACCUAGCUGUAAAGAACAGCCCCCCCUCUCUCUACUGUUCACCUAGCUGUAAAGAACAGCCCCCCUCUCUCUCUACUGUUCACCUAGCUGUAAAGAACAGCCCCCCCCCUCUCUCUACUGUUCACCUAGCUGUAAAUAACAGCCCCCCCUCUCUACUGUUCACCUAGCUGUAAAGAACAGCCCCCCUCUCUCUACUGUUUACCUAGAUGUAAAGAACAGCCCCCUUUCUCUCUGCUGUUCCCCUAGCUGUAAAGAACAGCCCACCUCUCUCUACUGAUCACCUAGCUGUAAAGAACAGCCCCCUCUCUCUACUGUUCACCUAGCUGUAAAGAACAGCCCCCCUCUCUCUCUGCUGUUCACCUAGAUGUAAAGAACAGCCCACCUCUCUCUCUGCUGUUCACCUAGCUGUAAAGAACAGCCCCUCUCUCUACUGUUCACCUAGCUGUAAAGAACAGCCCCCCCUCUCGCUCUACUGUUGACCUAGCUGUAAAGAACAGCCCCCCUCUCUCUCUGCUGUUCACCUAGAUGUAAAGAACAGCCCCCCUCUCUUUCUGCUGUUCACCUAGCUGUAAAGAACAGCCCCUCUCUCUACUGUUCACCUAGCUGUAAAGAACAGCCCCCCCUCUCGCUCUACUGUUCACCUAGCUGUAAAGAACAACCUCGCCUCUCUACUGUUCACCUAGCUGUAAAGAACAGCCCCCCCUCUCGCUCUACUGUUCACCUAGCUGUAAAGAACAGCCCACCUCUCUCUACUGUUCACCUAGCUGUAAAGAACAGCCCCCCCUCUCGCUCUACUGUUCACCUAGCUGUAAAGAACAGCCCACCUCUCUCUACUGUUCACCUAGCUGUAAAGAACAGCCCCCCCUCUCGCUCUACUGUUCACCUAGCUGUAAAGAACAGCCCCUCUCUCUACUGUUCACCUAGCUGUAAAGAACAGCCCCCCCUCUCGCUCUACUGUUCACCUAGCUGUAAAGAACAGCCCACCUCUCUCUUCUGUUCACCUAGCUGUAAAGAACAGCCCCCCCUCUCGCUCUACUGUUCACCUAGCUGUAAAGAACAGCCCCCCCCUCUCUCUAUUGUUCACCUAGCGUCGCCCCUAAAACCCCAUAUCGCCCCUAAAACCCCACGUCGCCUCUAAAACCUCACGUCGCCCCUAAAACCUCACGUCGCCCCUAAAACCCCACGUCGCCCCUAAAACCUCACGUCGCCCCUAAAACCCCACGUCGCCCCUAAAACCCCACGUCGCCCCUAAACCCCAUAUCGCCCCUAAAACCCCACGUCGCCCCUAAAACCCCACUGAACCAAACAAAACAAGUCCCCUAUGAGACCAAACAGAGCAGAGCCACUACGGAUGUUGAUGGCAGUCCUCAUCUAUCAUACACUAGAUGAAGGGGGCCCCCAUUUUAAUCCAUUCUUAGAAGGCAGCAUGAUUCACCUGUGCUCAGAUAAGCCAAUCAGCUAGCGUUUGAUCACCAGGCAUUGUGUGUGCUCUGCAAACAGCCCAGGUGACCCCAGUAUUACAAAUAGAACUAUGUACCCAGGGGAUUGCUGUUGACCGUUGUUCAAAAAUUGAUCAAUGGGAAAUGUAAGGCUAAUUAAUAAUGUACAUUCCUCUAAUUAUCUUCUUCGGUAAGCACUCUGAUCAAUCAAUGGCACUAAUAAUAGAUUUUAUUUCUGUGAAUUGUCAAGUUUUUUUUUUUUAAAGACCUUUUAUUUUCAUGGUUGAAAUAUUUGUAUGAUAGUGUGAGAUUUGUCUAAAUAAUAACUAUUAUGUGGAUAUAAUGUAGUGUGUAAUGUAGUGUACAAAAUGAAACUCGUAUUUUUUUGUUGAUGCAAUAGCAGACUUGAACCACAUGGUGACACUGUUGGCCACCAGAGGAGUACCUGACAGUGUCUGUGUGUUUCCUGCCUCACCCUGAAGACAGUGAUGAUACACACAGAGCACACUGUGGCUCUUCUAAAAAAAAAACAUCCAUCCUCUCCUUUCCUCCUCUCCUUGCCUCCUCUCCUUGCCUCCUCUCCUUCAUUACUCUGAUCUGAAAGAAAUGACUAGGAGGGGGCUGGAUACAAGCUGAAUACACGAAGUAGCUCGGAACAUUCACUUUAUAGCUUGAUUGAAAUGUAAAGGCAAUGUUCCCGCAUUCAUGGAGACUCGUGCAUUCACGGUAAACACUGCAUACAUGUUUGUCGGCUCAAUUGGAAAUUACCCUAAACUCUUAACGCAGAUCUGCUUCAGCGAUACUUCAGCGAUACAGAUUGAAUCCGGAUCUAGGACAAAGUACUUUCUAAACAUGAAGGAAAGAAAAUUAUGAGAGAACAGAUUUUUAAAGUGACUGAGAAUGAGAUAGAGUCAAUGUGUUGCUGGCAGCCAACCCAGAUAUGGUUUAUAAUGUUUGUUACAGGCUUUGACCAACCCAGAUAUGGUUUAUAAUGUUGUUACAGGCUUUGACCAACCCAGAUAUAGUUUAUAAUGUUUGUUACAGGCUUUGACCAACCCAGAUAUGGUUUAUAAUGUUUGUUACAGGCUUUGACCAACCUGUUGCCUGGACAGCAUCUCUGUGUCUGUCUGUUAGCCUUUUGUUAAAGUCGUCUUUAUGGAGACAUUAUGUAGAGUUGUUAUGUAGCACAUAGUCCCAGCCACGUGAGCACUGUACCGCAGGUAGAGACACUGGAGUUGAACAUCAUGCCCUGAUCAAACAGAAAACCAGCGACAGAGUAUGUCUUGUCUGUCUCAGGUUUUCCAGAAUACGGUUUGGAGGAUUCCAACUCAUGAAGGAGUUUUUCUUCACUUCAUUCCGGGAAAAGCUGGGAAUUUUGGGGAAAUGGUUCAACCCCUAGGAGUGAUAGAUCUCUAAUGGUGGUAGCCGAUACACAAUACCCAGCACAGGAUAGAAAGUCCAGGCACAAACAGACAAACAAAACGCCUCUUUAGAUUUCAGUAAAGCACAGCAGUAAAGCGCACAUCUGAAGCACAACUGUAGAAGCACAAAGGAAGUGAGGUAGCAGAAUAGAUUAUUGCAUUGUUACCAGCAAAUAGAGCACAGCACUUACUCAUAGCGUUGUAUUGACUGGUGGAUCACAGCCGCAGGUUGCUAGGGACUACAUGGUCAUGUUGGAAGACGAGCUAGCAGAUCACUUAGCUACAUACCCAUACAGGCUACAGUACGUGUAUGGGCUAAUGUGUAUAGCAGGAACUCACAGGGUUGUAUGCCAAAUGGCAUUAUUUUCCCUAUAUAGUGCAUUUGGGACGUAAACACAGGAAACCUAUCUCUUUCUCCCUUUCAAAAAGUUACGGAUUGUAUAGCACUUAAACAGACUAACAUGGUUCAUGAAUUAAUUAUACUAAAAGGUCAUAGAGGAAAUUAUUACCAAUUAGAGAGCUAGAAUCACUUGAACUAUUAUUGAUGGAGGGAGGCCAGGGAGGGGGGGGGGAGAGAGGGAUAGAAGGAGGUAGAGAGAGAGAGAGAGAGAGAGAGAGAGAGAGAGAGAGAGAGAGAGAUGAGAAAGAGAGAUUGAGAGAGAGAGAGAGAGAGAGAGAGAGAGAAGAAGAGAGAUAGGGAGAGAGAGAGAGAGAGAGAAAGAGAGAUUAAGCGAGAGGGAGAGAGAUGAGAGAGAGAGAGAGAGAGAGAGAGAGAGAGAGAGAGGAACAGUCUGAAAGGAUACAGAAAGCACACAAAGUGGACAGAGACUAGAAGGUGUAUAUUGCACAUUGCCUUUAAUCAUUAAUUUGCCUAGAAAUGUAUUUGCGUUAAGUUCCCUAAAUCACAUAUUGAGGUAAUGUAAUGUCAACUCCAUGGCCUGUAUGUAUUAUCACUGUUUCAAUACUGCCUUGUACAAGUACAACACAUUAAUCCUGUGUAGACUAACUCAUUUUCUCUCAAAUUACAGUGAUAGUGUAUUUAUAUAACAGUGAUAAUAUGCUUUAUUCUGUGAAAGAUCAAUAUAUUGAACUACAGUACUUAAUGGGGGAAGUUUAGGAUUCUACAACUUGAUGUUAGCUGGUUCCUCACCCUGGUAGUGGUCUAGAUGCACCAUUCACUGCCAUUGAUUGUUAGCUAGCGGUGGCUAAAGGUAGCUAAAGUUUGUACCAUUCACUUCCAUUGAUUGUUAGCUAGCGGUGGCUAAAGGUAGCUAAAGUUUGUACCAUUCACUUCCAUUGAUUGUUAGCUAGCGGUGGCUAAAGGUAGCUAAAGUUUGUAGAUUCUGUUUGGAGAAAAACCGAUCCAUUAGUUACAGUUUCUCCUGGCCCAUACGACAAACCAUUUAACAUCAAAUUGUAAAAUCCCCUAACUGCCCCUUUUUUUCUGUAUAUUUACUCUGUAGAUGUUGAUGUACAUUCUGUCAAAUUCAAAAUGAAUAUAUCUAUCUAUAAAUAUAAUAGGAGUGACAGGGUGAAUACUUGAGCUGUAUAUAAUAAUUGUAUAUUUUUAGAUAUUUCCGAUUUUUGUACGUAAUGUACCCUUAUUGUGUCUGUAGAUUUACAAUGAUAAUAUAGUAUUAGUGUGAGAUUGUUGUUCUCAGUCAAAAUAACUGGAGAGACUGUACUUUGAUGUGUGUGUGUGUGUGUGUGUGUGUGUGUGUGUGUGUGUGUGUGUGUGUGUGUGUGUGUGUGUGUGUGUGUGUGUGUGUGUGUGUGUGUGUGUGUGUGUGUGUGUGUGUGUGUGUGUGUGUCUGGUGUGCGCACGUGUGUGUGUGCGCACGCGUCUGGUGUCUGUGUUACCUGUAAGAUGUCACUGUUUAAAACUGGUUGUGUGUUUCUUGAUUUCCACCUUCAGUGAUUACAGCUUUACUAACUGUAGUCAAGUAGAUGAUGUGAACUCCGUUGUAAUGACGCUAAGCAAUCUAUCAGUGUUACGUGUCUCUUCAGUUGCUCUUUAGGACAACUUUCUGGCUCCACAGAAAUGACAACUUGAACGUGGUCCUCCCCUGUGUGACAAUUCAUGAGCAUUAGCACUGUAGCAAUCUAUCUUUUUUGUCUUAGACAAAAAUUGAAAUAAAAGUGACCACUUGUAUGAACCACGUUA